AUGGGUGGAAUUAAGGAACUCGUCAAGAACUCACAAGGCAUCGUACGGGAAGCCGUUAUUCUACUACCAUCACGCCGUCUAAUUCGCCGACCACUCAAUCUUUUAACACCCUUAGAACUAGAUGAACCUUCAUUAGAGAACAUACAAAGAGACCAGCAACUCGAGACAACAGCUCCACAACCAACUAGACAACACAAAUUACCAAUAGAAGGAAACAACACAACAGCGCUCACAGAAACAACCCCUAGAGAGCGGACAGGUACAUAUAACUUACGACGCCAGCAGCGAAUUGAUUAUAAAAAACUUCUCAACCCUUCACUAGCAACAACUUUAAAUAUUUCACUGAUCCUUAACAUUCUCUCCCUAUUAACUCUUCUGGGACAAUGCUCAGCAGCAAAUUCGAACCGGCAUACCAACACCCGCCAUAUAAAGUGCAUCAAAGGAGGAAUACAACUCACUUCUCCUGGCAACACUCCUUGCCAGGUAUGUGCAGACGGUUACUGUAAAACGUUAGAAACUCCAAAACCCUACGAGAUAGUCAGUUUUCCACCGCAUAUAAUUCUGCACAAAAUUCAAUGGAAACUCGCGGAUAAUCAAUCAAUCGAUAUUAUCGAAACAACAUGUCCACCGUCACCAUUCUGCGAACACCUCAACUGUGUACUAUGUGCGGUGCUAAUUUUCAAUCCCGAAUGCUGGCCAACAGGUGCAUUACUGGCAUCAGCAAUUGUUAUUUAUUGCAUUGUUACCGGCUGCUACGUACUACUAUACGUACCACUCACUCUCGGAAAACCAAUUCGAGUAAUACUUCAUUUUACUUGGCAUGCAAUACGAUCGGCAAUCACCAGUCUGAAUCGGAAAAUCAGAAGACCUCGCUCUACGCACCACAACAUCAAACUCAGCAAAAUAAUAAUGAUCGCGAUUUCAUUUACGCUCACAUGUAACGGUUGCCAACAGGUAAAUCUAUUCUCCCAUAUGACAACCCUCCGCAGGCAAGAACAGAGAGGCCAGGUUUGCGAUGUCCAACUCUCCGAAGUCUUAAAAAUCAACCCUGUCACAAGAGAGGCCUGCUUUAAACUACUCAACAACGAAACAUCACUAUACGAAAUAAGAAUCGAAUGGAAGUCAUUAACACUAACUUGCGAACCCGAAACGGACUUGUUUACGCGAGAUACCGAGCACCACGUCAUCGACAGCAAGCGAUGUCCACACACAGGAUCAUGCAAGGGAGAGAAGUGCGCAGGAAUAAAUGCCACAAGUCUCAUACCAGAACUUGCAAUGGGAAAUAAAUACCCAGGAAUAACAGCCUGCGUUGAAUCUUGUGGAGGNGCACCACAACAUCAAACUCAGCAAACUAAUAAUGAUCGCGAUUUCAUUUACGCUCACAUGUAA
This is a messenger RNA of Angiostrongylus costaricensis, 1389 nucleotides long. The record is from the annotation of a GenBank genome assembly. NCBI's taxonomy places the organism in Eukaryota, Metazoa, Nematoda, Chromadorea, Rhabditida, Metastrongylidae.